UCUAUGUUUUGGCCACUGUGAAUACUGCUGCUAUGGAUAUAGGCAUGCAUAUAAGAAACAUAUUUCUUCUUCCAUAUAUUUCUUUCAAAGGUGGUGACUGAUAUUCUACUGUGUUCAUGAUUAAUUCUAAAUUGGCUCCUUCUUUAUGAUACUUUGGCCUAUUGUCUGUAAAAUGACUGUACAUAGAAACAGGUAAAUAGCCAAGACAUCAGUGAGAAAAGAGAAAGUAAAAGAAAAUAAGUUUGCCAGAACUAAGAAAUAUCACUGAAGUUACUGGAAUGUAUGAUCCUCAAGCGUGAAUGAUUUGACUUGCUUGAAUCUAACAAAAAGACAGUGCUGACUCCUUGUUGGCUUGUUUCAUUUAUUUGAAACCUCUUUUCCUUUCCAGUGGUGUCUAAGCCACAUGGGACCAGAGAAUGUAACACUUGUCUAAUUCCUCCUCAUGGACCUCUCGGAUGAUCCAGACCUGCAGCCCCUCCUCUUUAGCCUCUUCCUGUCCAUGUGCCUGGUCACUGUGCUUGGGAACCUGCUCAUCAUCCUGGCCUUCAUCUCUGAUUCCCACCUCCACACUCCCAUGUACUUCUUCCUUUCCAGCCUAUCCAUGACUGACAUUGACUGCACCUCUACCACUGUCCCCAAGAUGAUUGUGGACAUUCAAACUCACAGCAGACUCAUCUCUUACAUGAGCUGCCUGACUCAGAUGUCUAUUUUUACCAUUUUUGGAUGUUUGGAUAAUCUACUCCUGACUGCCAUGGCCUAUGACUGGUUUGUGGCCAUCUGUCACCCUCUGCACUACACAGUCAUCAUGAACCCACGCCUCUGCAGCCUGCUAAUUUUGGUGUCAUUUUUCAUCAGCCUUUUGGCCUACCGUCUUCAUAGUUUGAUGGUGUUAGAACUUGCCUUCUUCCUGGAUAUGGAAAUUUCUCAUUUCUUCUGUGACCCCUCUCAGCUCCUUAGCCUUGCCUGUUUUGAAAUCCCCAGCAGUAACACAUUAAUCUAUUUUAUUGGUGCCAUUUUUGGUGGUUUUCCAUUCACAGGGAUCCUCUUCUUUUAUACUCACAUUGUUUCUUCUAUUCUGAGAGUCCCGUCAACAGGUGGAAAGUAUAAAGCCUUCUCCACCUGUAGCUGUCACCUGGCAAUCAUGUGUUUAUUUUAUGGAACAGGCCUUGGGGUGCAUCUCAGUUCUACUGUCUCAUCUCCCAGGGACAGUGCAGUGGCCUCAGUGAUAUACACUGUGGUCACCCCCAUACUGAACUCCUUUGUUUACAGCCUGAGGAACAGGGACAUCAAGAGGGCCAUGUGGGGACUCCUCAGCAAAACAACCUAACCUCAACAUCUGUGCAUCUUGUUUGCAUAGAUUAGAAGAGCCAGUAAAAACAGUUGGAAUUCAAAGUUGUGCCUAUUUGGUUCUUUGAAUUUGUAGCUCUUGUGCCUUUCAAAACUUAACAAUGUUUCUGAUCAGUUUGUUGCUUCAUUUGGUAUAUUUUAAUGGGGUUGAGGGAUUAUUGUGGGAUUCUAUCAUUAUAAUCACUGCAUGAUUGAAUCCCAACCCAGGGAUCGAACUCGGGUCUUCCACAUUGUAGGAAGACACUUUACC
Odocoileus virginianus texanus is the source of this 1597-nucleotide messenger RNA. Its product is annotated as olfactory receptor 7E178-like. Gene Ontology annotation, cellular component: plasma membrane. Gene Ontology annotation, biological process: G protein-coupled receptor signaling pathway. The record is from RefSeq and is a predicted model, not a curated record. Gene Ontology annotation, molecular function: G protein-coupled receptor activity; olfactory receptor activity. NCBI's taxonomy places the organism in Eukaryota, Metazoa, Chordata, Mammalia, Artiodactyla, Cervidae.